AUGGAGGCGUUGGGGGCGCUGGGGGCGGGAGCGGCGCUGCUGCUGGGGCUCUACGCGCUGCUCUACUACAACUUCGUGGCGGCCACCCGGUGCAGGAACGCGGUCAGCCUGCGGGGCAAGACGGUGCUCAUCACAGGGGGAAAUGCAGGGAUCGGGAAGGCCACUGCGGUGGAUCUGGCCCGGAGAGGCGCCCGUGUUGUCCUGGCAUGCCGCGACAAAGCAAGAGGAGAAUCCGCCAUGUACGACAUAAGACGGGAAAGUGGGAACUCGGAGGUGAUCCUGAUGAUCCUGGAUCUGGGCAGCCUGAACUCCGUCCGAGCUUUUGCGCAGAGCUUCUUAGAAUCGGAGCCCCGUCUGGACAUCCUCAUCAACAACGCAGGGAUCUUUCAGGCUGGCCAAACCGCUGAUGGCUUUGACCGGGCCUUCCAGGUCAAUCACUUGGCCCACUUCCUGCUGACCCACCUGCUCCUGGACCGGCUGAAGCGCUGCGCCCCGAGCAGGAUCGUAAUUCUGUCCUCGAGUGCACACAUGUAUGGGAAGAUCGACUUUCGGACCAUCCACAAACCGGCAGAAGGAAUGUGGAAAGCUCUACGUUCAUAUGGCAACAGCAAACUAGCCAACAUUCUCCACGCGAGAGAAUUGGCCAACCGGCUGGAAGGAACCAACGUCACCUGCUACGCGCUUCAUCCGGGAUCUGUUAGAACCGAACUUGGUCGCUCUUUUCCACGGUGGGUAUUUCGGGUGUUUGGGUUCAUGAAGCUGUUCAGACGAGAUUGCGACGCUGGUGCCCAGACCUCCAUCUACUGCGCCACCGAGGAGGGCAUCGAGAGGCUGAGUGGGUGGUAUUUCGUGGACUGCCAGCCGAAGGUACCCUGGCCACAAGCCCGUGAUGACCAGCUGGCCAAGAAGCUCUGGGAAUUCAGCGAGAGGCUGGUGGGACUGACCACUUAAGACGGGAAGGGACCGAGACGGAGUUUGGGGUAACCGAAAGCUGGCAUCCAAUUUAACCUGGAAGAUCAAACUGCAGGGAAUCUGGAAACUUCCCAGAGGUUGUGGUGUGGCAAGUGAGACAAGUGUUGAAUUUCCGAGAAUUUAAAAAACUGGAAAGCAUUGUGGGGUUUUGUUCUGGAGAGUUUCUCAGCAUUGGCCGUAAGAAUCUUUUAAAUAAAGAAACAGACUCUUUCAA
Molecule: messenger RNA, 1186 nt
Organism: Pantherophis guttatus
Lineage: Eukaryota; Metazoa; Chordata; Lepidosauria; Squamata; Colubridae
Product: dehydrogenase/reductase SDR family member 13-like
Source: RefSeq, a predicted model, not a curated record